GCGGUAGCUCCAGAGCCGGCUGAGAGAGCGCACCUCCUUCUCUAGCCACCACCUCGUAUCGUGCAGCCCCGGCCUUCACCCCAGAUUGGAGGGAGCCUAGCCAGUGAAUCUGGGGAAGACAAACUUAUGAGAAAGACGAAGGCUUAAGGCACAGCGGAGGACAGCUCAGCAAUGGCUCUCGUUUUUGGAGACGCAGGCGAAUUUGAGCUCAUAGGGAGGUGUGGUCGCCUCCUGGGGGGACGGAAAGGCUCCAUUUCUCCGCCUCUGUAGCCGGUGCUUCUGAGGAGUGAAUGGAUGUUUGGAGCCUGACUUCAGACAGGAAUUUGGGUCUUUUGUGCAUAGCAGCGGAAGGUGUCCAGGAAGGGCCUCUGCUACAGAUUGUCUUUGCUUCUUGGGGAAACGCAAUGCGCUGCCUGACUUCUCAUGACGGGAAAGCCUACCGUACCUUUUCUGUACUCCUGGAGGGGAGUCUUGCUUACAUGUUUACCAGCGGCUAGGACAAGGAAGAGAAAAGAAAUGAGCCGUCAGACUGCUACAGCAUUACCUACUGGUACCUCAAAGUGUCCACCAUCCCAGAGGGUGCCUGCCCUGACGGGCACAACUGCAUCCAACAAUGAUUUGGCAAGUCUCUUUGAGUGUCCGGUCUGCUUUGACUAUGUGCUUCCACCCAUUCUUCAGUGUCAGAGUGGCCAUCUUGUUUGUAGCAACUGUCGCCCAAAGCUCACAUGUUGUCCAACUUGCCGGGGCCCAUUGGGAUCCAUUCGCAACUUGGCUAUGGAGAAAGUGGCCAACUCAGUACUUUUCCCUUGUAAAUAUGCCUCUUCUGGAUGUGAAAUAACUCUACCACACACAGAAAAAGCAGACCAUGAAGAGCUCUGUGAGUUUAGGCCUUAUUCCUGUCCGUGCCCUGGUGCUUCCUGUAAGUGGCAAGGCUCUUUGGAUGCUGUAAUGCCCCACCUGAUGCAUCAGCAUAAAUCCAUUACAACCCUACAGGGAGAGGAUAUAGUUUUUCUCGCUACAGACAUUAAUCUUCCUGGUGCUGUUGACUGGGUGAUGAUGCAGUCCUGUUUUGGCUUUCACUUUAUGUUAGUCUUGGAAAAACAGGAAAAAUAUGAUGGUCACCAGCAGUUCUUCGCAAUUGUACAGCUGAUAGGAACACGCAAGCAAGCAGAAAAUUUUGCUUAUCGACUUGAGCUAAAUGGUCAUAGGCGGCGAUUGACUUGGGAAGCGACUCCUCGAUCUAUUCAUGAGGGAAUUGCAACAGCCAUUAUGAAUAGUGACUGCCUAGUCUUUGACACCAGCAUUGCACAGCUUUUUGCAGAAAAUGGCAAUUUAGGCAUCAAUGUAACUAUUUCCAUGUGUUGAAAUGGCAAUUAAACAUUUUCUGGCCAGUGUUUAAAACUUGCAUUCAGUUUCACAGAGAAUAAGGCACCCAUCUGCCUGUCAACCUGAAACUCUUUUGGUAGAUGGAAGCUAGACACAUGAAGGUAAAUAAAAAGAAAGGCUGUUAAACAAUACAGGAAACAGUUGCAUGUAGUAACACACUAAUAUAUUUAAAAAUAAGUCAACAGUAAACCACUGAAAAAAAUAUAUAUAUAUAUAUAUACACCCAAGAUGGGCAUCUUUUGUAUUAAGAAAGGAAGCAUUGUAAAAUAAUUCUGAAUUUUGUGUUGUAGAUUGAUUGUAUCGUUGAAAAUAUUGUUUUGUUUUGGCACGCGUGCGUGUGUGUGUGGUUUUUCUUCCCUUUAACUGACAAGCCAUCUUGAGUGGUCUUGGACCACUGCUUUUCUUUCCCUUUGUGAGUCAGUACAUAGUGCUGCUGUGUGUGUGUGUGUGUGUGUGUGUGUAUUUGCUAAUUUUUAUUAAUUCUAGUUUUUCAUUAAAUAAAUUUGACUUUCUUUUCUGUAAUUCAGGUUUUUCCUCACUUUUUUUGUACCAUUUUAAAGUUAGUAUCUUUUUGAUAAGCAUAAUUGUUUAUGGUAAAGUUUAUGUGUUCAAUACAUAUUUUCUUUUCCCCCAUUAAUCAGUUCAUCAGAAAUAUUUUUAAAUUCAGCUAUUUUGUGAAGAUAUGAGUUCCAGAAAGGAAAGGUGACAUCAGAAAAAUUAUCAAAAGCUAUUUUAAAGCAGCUAUAAGAUGGUCUCUCUCUUGCUCUCUUUAUUGUUUCUCUUCAUUUGAGUUAUACCUUCAGACUUACUUUCUGAAAGGUUAGGGAAUAAAUUCUCAUUUUUCAUAAAUAUUGAAGAAAAUCAGGCUUUUUUUCCUCCAAAUACUUUGGACAAACCACAUAUUUAAAAUUUGUUCUUGUAUUUAUUGGUUUUGCAAAAUAAGGCAUCGUUAUACACAGUAUUUGUAAUUAAAAGCAGAUCAUUUGUUUAAAAACAGCAGUUUGCAAAAAAAUGUUUUUGGUCUUUUAUAAUUAUCAUUAAAAGAAUAUCUGGCAAAUUAAAAAA
Galeopterus variegatus (Sunda flying lemur) is the source of this 2451-nucleotide messenger RNA. It is a transcript of the gene SIAH1, whose product is annotated as siah E3 ubiquitin protein ligase 1. Gene Ontology annotation, molecular function: zinc ion binding; ubiquitin protein ligase activity; ubiquitin conjugating enzyme binding. Gene Ontology annotation, biological process: proteasome-mediated ubiquitin-dependent protein catabolic process; multicellular organism development. The record is from RefSeq and is a predicted model, not a curated record. Gene Ontology annotation, cellular component: cytoplasm. Lineage: Eukaryota; Metazoa; Chordata; Mammalia; Dermoptera; Cynocephalidae. The transcript has 2 exons. The coding region runs from base 424 to 1365 and encodes 313 amino acids.